AUGGUGAGAGCUCCCUUCUAUGAUAAAAAUGGGUUAAAGAAAGGUGAAUGGAGUCCCGAAGAAGAUCAUAAACUAAGAGCAUUUGUCGAGAUAUAUGGCCAAAGGAACUGGCGUCAACUUCCUAAAGCUGCUGGUCUUAAAAGGUGCGGAAAGAGUUGUAGGUUAAGAUGGAUGAAUUACCUACGGCCUGAAGUAAAACACGGGAACUUCACUGAAGAAGAAGAUGUACUGAUCAUCAAAUUACAUAAACAAUUUGGAAACAGUUGGUCCGCCAUGGCUAAAUGUUUACCUGGAAGAACGGACAACGAAAUAAAAAAUCACUGGCACUCCGAUCUAAAGAAGUGUGGAAAGCGAAAUCCGAUGACAGCUGAUCAUGUCAAAGACGACUCUAGUUGUCCAAAUGAAGCCCCCCAGAAUUCUGAAGGUCAAAGUGGAGCUGAUAGCAUCCUUGUUGUUACUCCGGCCAACAUGAUCUUGGAGAGUUCAACUUUGUCUCCAGCAACAUCUUCAACUACCGAGUUGUCCUCCUUUGUUAAAGAUACUUAUCUUCCUCUGUGGAAUAAUCCCUUUGUUGCAGACAAUAUCUUCAACCAGGAUGGUUAUCCAUCAUCCAUGGAAAAUUAUGGAUUUGAGCUGCCAUUGCCUUUUGACGACAUGUAUUAUGAUGAUUGGGCAUACUUUCUCUAUGACUUGAUGCAAGUAUAA
This is a messenger RNA of Hibiscus syriacus, 705 nucleotides long. RefSeq names its product transcription factor MYB14-like. The coding region runs from base 1 to 705 and encodes 234 amino acids. The transcript has 2 exons. Lineage: Eukaryota; Viridiplantae; Streptophyta; Magnoliopsida; Malvales; Malvaceae. The record is from RefSeq and is a predicted model, not a curated record.